CCACUCUCUAACUUAUUCACUUCCUCUCCAACAUACACACAAGUUCACACGCACAAGCGCGUACGCAUACUUCUUUUCUCCGCCUUUUUUGGAAAAUACUCCCCCUUUCACCGCUUGGUUACACACACGUUAUGCCCUUCUUUACACUAAAGUCGAAAAAAGUCAACAGCGAAACCAGCCCUCAAAAAAGCUAUUCCCAACAGCAGGAACAAGUCCGACUCGGCUCCUUGACAGCUACUGCGGCAGGUAACAACGUAAGCUCUGCUUUUCUUCGCGAUCCUAUGAGAAACAGCAAAAAGCCCGAUGUCCUGGGUGGGUUCGUAGAUCCUAUGGGCGGUCGUGCUGUCUAUUAUCACCAAGGCAUAGAUCCUACCAACACUGGCGCCUAAAACAGCAGCAAGCCAAGUCUCAACUCCAAAACAUACAAUCAAUUAAUAGUACAUAUACUACGUAAGCAUCCAACAUACGAAAUUUUAUGAUCAAGAAGGAAGCUCACUCUAGCAUUAUUCCGCCUGGAGGAAGAAGAAAAUUAACUGCGGCUCAAACAAACACACAACAUUAACUACUAGCUUAUACAUAUCAUUCUUAUCUAUAUCAAUAUGCAUUUUAUAUCAAAUAAAC
Zychaea mexicana is the source of this 621-nucleotide messenger RNA. RefSeq lists its product as uncharacterized. Lineage: Eukaryota; Fungi; Mucoromycota; Mucoromycetes; Mucorales; Lichtheimiaceae. The coding region runs from base 132 to 389 and encodes 85 amino acids. The record is from RefSeq and is a predicted model, not a curated record. The transcript has 2 exons.